Molecule: messenger RNA, 3732 nt
Organism: Eurytemora carolleeae
Lineage: Eukaryota; Metazoa; Arthropoda; Copepoda; Calanoida; Temoridae
Exons: 9
Coding region: 124-3324 (1066 amino acids)
Cellular component (GO): nucleus
Molecular function (GO): DNA binding
Source: RefSeq, a predicted model, not a curated record
CGGCCUACUCCGAUUCUAAUAGUAAUCCAAACAACAAAUUUCUCUUCACAAUUGUUUCUACCGUGAUAUAUUCUGAGAGAAUGGUGAAGAAAACACAUCAUUAAAAUUGUUGGUAAGCACUUCAUGACACAUUUUAAGAUGGAUAACAACAAGUGCUUGAAUGUGUCCUCGGCCUGGGACUCGGAGGAGAUUGAAAAAAUGCCGGAGCAGGACUCAACUCCUUCAGAGUCCGUUGUCCUGCCUCCGGCUUCGGACAAGACAGAGGACAAGGACGGAUUCCUCGGGAGAAACCUUAAUAAACCUCCCAAGAAAUGGAAUUUUCCGGAGAGUGGAGAGUCCGAGGGAAGAAAAGAAUCUGGAGACUCUGGUGUUUUUCAUCUCGGAGAUCUAGUUUGGUGCCGGCUUCCUAACUCCUGUUUCUAUCCUGCAGUAGUUGUGCAAGAUCCGCAUUUCAAGUUCUUCACUAAAAUAGUCAGGUCUGAGACAAGUAACUCCGAGUCGGGGAAAGGACUCAACGAUGAUUGUAUGAAAGAACGACAAUAUCAUGUUCAAUUCAUUGGUGAUAAUAAAAUUCAAUGGAUAUCUGGUAAAUACUGUAAAGAGUACCAAGGUAUACCUGAGUAUGAAAAAUUAGCCAUUAAAGAUUCCUCAAACCUUAAGAUCUACAAACCCAGAGCUGAAAAAAUGCAAGGUUGGAGAGAUGCUCUAGUUGUGGCCGACGAUUUGGCCGGUUGUGAAAAAUCGGAAAGAGUAAAGAAAAUGGAAACCGCAAGACUGGGCGACAAAAGUGGAAAAUCUUUCAUCAAAAAAAUCGAUCUUGAAAACAAAAACUUUGGUUCUGAUCUAAAUUCUCCAGUGAAACCCAAGCAUUUACCGUCUCCCAGGAAACCUGCUGAACCUGAAGGGAAGGAUCAACGUAAAAGUGCCCAGUACCGACGACAGGAGGAGAUGGAUUACAAGAUUCAUAAAAUGACCGAAGCUCGGUCUUCGGAGAAACCAAAAAAGUCCAAACCAAGUUCUGAAUCUGAGUCGCCCCAAACUAAACUAACCCCUGCUCCACCAAUUUUUAAAUCUAAUGCGUCUUUCAGCAAAUCUUUCAAGAUUAAAAAGGACAAGAAGCCGGAGGAGGAGGGUAAAGAAGCUGAAGUAUUGAAUAAAAAUGAAAAUGUGAUAAAAGAAAUUCCAAUUGCUCCCGAUCAAGAUAAAGAAUCUAAAGUAGAACCUGUUAACGAAAAUACUAUUAAUACUGAAGCUGUUCCAGAGGUUUCUGAUUAUAUCCUAACUGGCCAAAAGACUGAGCAAAUUGCCAAAUCCGACGGAUUCGGAAACGGGGCGCUAGUUUGGGCUAAAUUGCGUGGAUACCCGUUUUGGCCGUCGGUUGUCUCACGAGAUCCAGUAAACGGCGAAUUUGUUAAAGUCGCAGAUACAAUUUAUAAGAAUUCUCGACGAAUACAUGUUUUAUUUUUAGAAUAUGGUAAACAGAGAGCCUGGAUCGGGAGUAGUUCAAUUAAGAAGUUCCAGGGAAUAGAAGGUUUUCUACGUGACAAGGAGACGGCGAGUAAAAAGUCUAAACCUGACUACACACCAAAUAAACGAACUCAGGCCCAGUUCAACAAAGCUGUUGAGUAUGCAGAGGAGCUUGCUGGUCUAUCCGACGAGGAACGAAUAGAGAAGGUUCUUAACAAGUACGGCUGGGCUAUGGUUGCUGAUGUGGACGAUGAGGAUCAAGGUUCCAAUGUAACUGAUACACCACAAGAGAUGGAAAUAGCGCCGAGUAAUGGAAGAACAGGAGAUGCAGAGAAUAGGACGGAUUUAUCUACUCCGGAUCCAGUGAAGAGAAAGCAGAAGAACCUGAAUAGGAGAUGUAGCGUGGAAGCACAGUCAACAAUAGAUCCAAGUACAGACGAACCUGUCGAGGUUCCCAGAUCUAAACCUGAGAAACGUGAAAGCAGUUUAAUAGCUUCAAUUGUGAUGAACGGAGUGAAUAGUGACUCCGACACUGACGACUCCCUCUCCCUUCCUGUGAAGAAGAAGUUGAAACCUAAUAUUAAGAAAGGAGACUCGGCAAAGAAACCCAACAAACCCGUGACUCCGAAACCAGUACAAAAUGAAGCGCCUUCUAAUCCUACCAAGGUCUCCACGCCCAGCACUCCUUUAACUCCGAAAGAGUCUGGUGAUAAAGACGAGUUUCCCCGUGUAGGUGACCUGGUGUGGGGGCGUAUGCCCGGUUUUCCUUUCUGGCCCGCCUUUGUAACUCGUAGUCCCGAGGGAUCAUAUAACCGAGUUCUGGCCAACGGUAAAACUACGUCACAUGUUCAAUUCUUUGGUUGGAAUGAUGAGUCAGGAUGGGUGACAUCUGUUCUCGAGUUUGAGGGAUUGGAAUCAUUUAAAGUUCUCGCAGGUAAGAAGAAAUCUGACAAGUCGUAUAACCCUGGUAAGGGAGCAAACUAUAAAAAGUGGGAGAAGGCAGCCCGUGAAGCCGAGGAUACGAUGGGAUUAACAAGACAGGAAAGAGUGGAUCAGUAUAUGGUCAGCUAUGCACACAAACUUUUGCCUUUAUCACAACCCAAAACACCUUCCUCACCCAAAGCCCCCUCGACACCCAAAACCCCAUCUCGAACACCGGGUUUGUCUAAACCUGUUGGAUCUCCUGCUACUUCUAAGGGUUCUAGUAAGCGACCUCUGCCUCGAGGUUGGAUCAGUGAGACGAGGAUGAAGGACGGAAAAGAGUUGACGGUUUAUGUUUCUCCUGACGGAGAGGAGUUCACAACCAAGGCCUCGAUGCAACGGCAUAUAUCUGAAGGAAAGAAUUCUCUAGGAGUAGUUUAUCUAGAGGAUUCAAGUUUACCACAGGGUUGGAGAUGCCAGAAGAUAGAAUCCAGUAUCUUCUUCUUUUCUCCUAUCGGAGAGAGGUUUGAGUCUAGAAGAAAGGUUGCGGAGAGGAUGAAAUCAGAUAAUUACAGUGAAGAAGCUGUUAACAGAGUUUUAGCUGCAGAUAAGAGUCGACGACCUGCUCCUAAAUCAGUGCUGAAGAGUAGAGGAGAAUAUUUAUCUGACGAAUCCUCUGUUGAAAGUGAAAACGAGGAAGAUUUGGUGAAAAUUCUUCCCAAGGGAUAUAAAUACAGGUUUGGAGGACCCUACGAUAAAUUCCUGGAUAUUGAGAAGAUAUUUGAUCCCUCGGACGGAGGAUUAAUUGACAUGGUUCAGCUCCCUGAUAUAUUUCUGGCUCAUCCUACUGUCAGGGUUCAGGAAUCUGAUAAUGAAAUGAUUAUUUCUGAUGUGGAUACUGGAGAGUUUAUAGCCAAGAAGAUAAUCUAUGAUUAAAUUCUUUUCAAUUUCUGAUGCCGAACCGCGGCUCAAAUUCUUUAAAUUCGGCCUCUGAACACUUUUCCGCAAUUUUGCGAAAACAUCGAUGUUUCUGAUCCCAGGACACUUUUCCUUUAAACUCCGCAAUUUCCAAAAAUGUUCUUUUUUUUGAUCCCGGGACAUUUCCUUUAAACUUUGCAACUUAACUUAUGAUGUUUUUAGUCUCACAGCGUUGUUGAUCGUUUUUUAUUCCUUGUAAAUAUAGUGUCAUAUGUACAGUGUACACACGAUUUGGCAAACCCGUUCAUAAAUUUAACUGUUACUAGGAUCUGUCCUUAAUUUGUUAGUUUUCAAUGCAGUACUUUAACUAACUUCAAGAUACGUAAUUUCAUUAAACUCAAAUAUCUAAUAAACAUUUACUCGUAA